Amaranthus tricolor (Joseph's coat) is the source of this 1760-nucleotide messenger RNA. RefSeq names its product probable RNA-binding protein ARP1. The record is from RefSeq and is a predicted model, not a curated record. The coding region runs from base 467 to 1327 and encodes 286 amino acids. Gene Ontology annotation, molecular function: RNA binding. The transcript has 6 exons. Lineage: Eukaryota; Viridiplantae; Streptophyta; Magnoliopsida; Caryophyllales; Amaranthaceae.
AGAAGUUGAAGUAGUAUAACAUUAUUUACAUAAUAAUCCUCCUUCAAACUCUUUCCCCCUUUUUCUCUCUUAUUACUCCUACUUGACAGCAAAUUAGAGUUUGCAGCUGUCUCAUCCAUCUCUUUCUCUCUCUAUCUCUUCCUCCUCUUAACCUAACACCCCUUUUCUCUCUCUUAAUUCUUCUCCACCCAUCAUCAUCAUCAUCAUCCUCUUUCCUUCUCUUCUCUCUCCCUCUCUCUAUGAUUCUUCAGUCAUAGAAGAAUCCAGAUAAGCUUCAUUAUGAUCACUAUCAUCAACAUCAUGAUCAUGAUCAUGAUGAUCAAAGAAAUUAGUUCUUGUCAUUUUCAUGUUUUAUGAGCUUAAUUAAGAGCUUAAUCAAUCAAGGGGGAAUUUAUCAUUUUUUUUAAUUUACUAUAUAAAUAUAAUAUAUUUAUAUAUUUAUCAACAUUUAUAUAGAAGUAUUAGUAUGGCUAAUUAUCAUGGACAUCAUCAAUAUCGAUCACCAUUUGGUGAUACAACAUACACAAAAGUGUUUGUUGGAGGCUUAGCAUGGGAGACUCCUACGGAAAGAAUGCGUGCUUAUUUUGAGCAAUUUGGCGAGAUUCUUGAAGCUGUUAUCAUUACUGAUAAGAAUACUAGCAAGUCCAAAGGCUACGGUUUUGUGACAUUCCGAGACCCUGCUGCCGCUACAAGGGCGUGUUUGGAUGCUAACCCAAUGAUCGAUGGACGAAGAGCUAAUUGCAACAUUGCUUCCUUUGGUCGCCCUAGGCCUUCUCCUCCAAGAGGUAGAACACAAGGAGGAGGAGGAGGAGGAGUACAAGGACAGGCAUCGUCAACGUCGUAUAGUGGAAUGCCAACACCACAACAGACAUUGCCAACACCAUAUUUUUAUCCUUAUGGGUACCCUUAUACGGCUUAUACUUACCAAGUGAUGGGAUACAUGCAGGGGCUAUACAACCCACAAAUGCAGCAGCAAUCACAGCAGUACUAUGCACAAUUCUAUGGUGGGUCCCCUUCUAAUUCAUCUCUUGGGGCUCCUUUUUAUUAUCCUGGAUAUUCUAUGCCUACUACCAGACCUGGAUUUUCUUCCUCCCCUCAAGCGCAUCGUAUGCCUGGCCCCUCUUAUCUUUACUAUCCUACGCAGCUUGAUGGCGCACCUUUCACCCAGUAUCCUAAUCCUGCGCCUGCUUUUCCUUCUGAUGCCGUUUCUCUUACUCAGCAUACCCAUCCUGUCCCAGCAUCUUCUACAGAAGAAUCACAAGGUCAACAAAACAGCUCUGUAGAGACAGAUACAAUGGUGGUGCAUUCUGAAGGUCCAAGCACUUGAUCAACAACCCCUGAUGUUCAAAAAAAAUUGUACAAUUCUUUUUAACAAAAACUCCAUCCAUGCUCUUCAAAUAUAUUUUUUAUUUUUCUUUUUCAUAAUUUCCCUAACCAACUUUUUCAUCAUUAAAUUAUAAUUAAUUUUAUGGGUCUUAAGCUAUGGGAAAAGGAGAGAUCAUCUCAUUCAAUCUUCGCAUUUGGCAAUGGUGGAAGCUAUCAGCUAUAUGGACUUACUCACUUAUUCUUUUUAUCAUUAAAAUAAUUCUUUGUGAAUUACUCUUUUCUUUUUGUCCCAUCUUAUUAUUAUUAUUAUUAUUAUUAUUAUUAUUAUUAUUAUUAUGGUGUUAUAUUACUAAGCACAAAAAUGCUUAUUUAACAAGUUUUUUAUUAUUUUAAUACUGUAUGAUUUAAAAGAGUAAAGGACCCUUAUGAAUAAG